Messenger RNA from Scomber scombrus (Atlantic mackerel), 1830 nucleotides. It is a transcript of the gene rxrgb, whose product is annotated as retinoid X receptor, gamma b. Gene Ontology annotation, biological process: response to retinoic acid; retinoic acid receptor signaling pathway; positive regulation of transcription by RNA polymerase II. The transcript has 10 exons. Gene Ontology annotation, molecular function: nuclear receptor activity; nuclear steroid receptor activity; zinc ion binding. The record is from RefSeq and is a predicted model, not a curated record. Lineage: Eukaryota; Metazoa; Chordata; Actinopteri; Scombriformes; Scombridae. Gene Ontology annotation, cellular component: nucleus; RNA polymerase II transcription regulator complex. The coding region runs from base 125 to 1483 and encodes 452 amino acids.
UUGCCGCCCCCCCCCCUCGCUGGGCCCCCGUGUAGAGCCGCCUUGCAGAGUUCAGUCGAGCUGGAAUGCGCUGUGAUGCGGAGCAGCACCGACUGUAGGAAACCAACGCAACAACUCGCACAGUAUGGACAGUCAUGAUCCGUAUUUACACCUAAACUCAACGGGGCCGAUGAGCACAGCCCAUUCCCACCCCCCACCAAUGGGUGGCAUGGUCGGCCACCCGUCAGUCAUCAGCACCUCUAGGCCCUUGCCGUCCCCCAUGUCCACCUUGGGCUCGCCAAUGAAUGGCCUGGCUUCGCCCUACCCCGUCAUCACUUCGUCCCUGGGUUCGCCAUCUAUAUCGCUGCCGUCCACGCCCAACAUGAACUUUGGACUCGGCAGUCCACAGAUGAAUUCUAUGAACAGUGUUAGCAGCUCAGAGGACAUCAAGCCUCCGCCGGGCCUGCAGAAUCUGGGAAACAUCAACUACCAGUGUACAAGCCCCGGGGGGAUGUCAAAGCACAUCUGCGCCAUUUGUGGGGACCGCUCCUCAGGAAAACACUAUGGUGUAUACAGCUGCGAGGGAUGCAAAGGCUUCUUUAAGAGGACUGUUCGCAAAGAUCUAACCUACACAUGUCGAGAUAGCAAGGAGUGCCUGAUUGACAAGCGCCAGCGAAACCGCUGCCAGUACUGUCGCUAUCAGAAAUGCCUGGCCAUGGGCAUGAAAAGAGAAGCGGUACAGGAAGAGAGGCAGCGAGGGAAGGAGCGGGGAGAGAAUGAGGUAGAAUCUACCAGCAGUUUCAACGAGGACAUGCCUGUGGACAAGAUCCUGGAUGCCGAGGUGGCUGUGGAGCCCAAAACAGAGACAUACAGCGACGGCAGCCCUGGCAACUCAACCAAUGACCCCGUCACCAAUAUCUGCCAGGCAGCAGACAAGCAGCUCUUCACUUUAGUUGAGUGGGCUAAGAGGAUCCCGCAUUUCUCUGAACUCCCCCUUGAUGACCAAGUCAUCUUAUUACGAGCAGGCUGGAAUGAGUUGCUCAUCGCCUCGUUCUCGCAUCGCUCAGUCACAGUAAAAGAUGGCAUCUUAUUGGCCACGGGCCUCCACGUCCACAGAAGCAGCGCCCACAGUGCUGGAGUGGGCUCCAUCUUUGAUAGAGUCCUGACAGAGUUGGUAUCUAAAAUGAAAGAUAUGCAGAUGGAUAAGACGGAGUUGGGCUGCUUGCGAGCCAUUGUCCUCUUUAACCCAGAUGCAAAAGGUCUGUCAAACCCACCAGAGGUUGAGGGCCUGAGGGAAAAGGUCUACGCUUCAUUGGAGUCAUACACGAAACAGAAAUACCCAGACCAGCCUGGCAGGUUUGCCAAGCUGCUGCUCCGCCUGCCCGCCUUGCGCUCCAUCGGCCUCAAGUGCCUGGAGCAUCUGUUCUUCUUCAAGCUGAUCGGUGACACGCCCAUCGACACUUUCCUGAUGGAGAUGCUGGAGGCACCGCAUCAGAUCACAUGACACCUGUCCCCCUCUUCCCCCCUGUAUAUACUCCCACAUUGUCAGUGAUAUGAAGAUGGAUUAAAAAGACUUGAUUCAAAUUGUAAAACUACAUAUUUUAUACCAAGCAAAAAAAAAAAGGUUGUUGGGAGGAUUGAGUACACUGUUGAGAUAAAUUCUAAUAGAAUUGUUAACAGAUUUCUUUUGUAAAUAGAUAAUUUCAGGUGUCUGUUUUAAAAGCAACCCAAUGCAAUUUGAAAAUGAAUCAUAUUUUAUUCAAAGAGGAAUUGUAUAAAAACAGAAAACAUUUCUGCAUUUCAUAAAACACAUUUGAGAAUUCUUACAGAAUAAAGUUAUUUAAAAAUGUA